Carya illinoinensis is the source of this 1920-nucleotide messenger RNA. Its product is annotated as glucan endo-1,3-beta-glucosidase 1-like. Gene Ontology annotation, molecular function: hydrolase activity, hydrolyzing O-glycosyl compounds. The transcript has 3 exons. The record is from RefSeq and is a predicted model, not a curated record. Gene Ontology annotation, biological process: carbohydrate metabolic process. NCBI's taxonomy places the organism in Eukaryota, Viridiplantae, Streptophyta, Magnoliopsida, Fagales, Juglandaceae. The coding region runs from base 527 to 1756 and encodes 409 amino acids.
GAGGAUAACUUGGGCACCCAUUGGAAAUGAUGUUCCGCAAAUUGUCAGAACUGUAAAACAGUUGAUGAAUUUAUCUACUUUCCAUCGCUGUGGCUGCCAACAUCCUCUACGCAUCGUAUCUCUCUCUCUCUCUCUCUCUGGAAUCUGGGUUUUGCGCUUGCUCACAACUCACGCUUACCACUUUCCACGUGUCCCAACGAUUUCCGGGCAACAAGAAGUGCUUGUGCUAUACCCGUUGUAAUCUGGACAACCAACGAACCAACAAUGCCCCAAAAAGGGUAAAAGGAACAAACACUAUCGUAUUGGAUACCUUGCUCUUGUUCAACUUUGUUCUUUUCUUACGCCUCAUACAAAUUACGCAGCUACCGUUGAGAAAUGUGUUGCCGGUCGCUAAUAUUGUCACUCAUACUAACGGCUUGCAGUGCACUCUUGAGAGCCAGCAUAUAAGCAUAGCACAUAGGUGGGGAGAGAUAGAGAGGAUUUCAGAUUUUGCAUUCCCCUUUGAUCUUCCUUUCUUCCAGGCAAGAUGAUCUUUGCAGCACAAAUGUUGAAGAUGUCGUUGCUCUUUCACUUUUUCUUUAUCAGUGCAUUUGGUCUUACUGGUGCAGGUAAAGAACCCCUUGUGUUUUUAAACCUUUAUAACACAAUCCCAGAUGUCUUCCAAGCGUCCUCUCACUCUGCUCUUCCGAUAGCUGUUUCUGUGGGUGACGAAAGCCUCUACGAGGUCUCAAGCAGUGUUUUAAUGGCUGAAACGUGGCUCAGGGUCAAUGUUUUAGCUCGCUACCCAGCAACCAAAAUCACCACCAUUGUUGUGGGUGACACCGUGCUUUGCAACAGAGGCAAAGAACACAAGCUGGAUUUGGUCCUGCCAUCUCUUAAGAACCUUUAUCAGUCUCUGACAAGGUGGGGUUUGGAAAAAGAAAUCAAAGUUUCUGCUGCUUUCUCUUCCAACUGUUUGCUGCACCCAUACUCUGCUUCGUACAGAGACGAUUUAACUGAGAAAGUUAUCAAACCUCUGCUGGAGUUUCUGCAGAGUACCAACUCAACCUACUCGGUCAACCCGUAUCCCAAAUUCUCUCCUUUGUCAGAUCAACUCGAGAGCUUGGUGUCUUAUCACUCUGGGUCCAUGGGAAAGCUGGGAUUUGUUGAGCUCAAAAAUAUUAAUGUGUUGGUCCCUAGUCCAAAAGAGAAAAAAUCCAUGGGCAGGAAGCUCUCGAUCAUGGACUCCAAGCUUGACGAACCACUCCCAGAAAUGGCACAAUCCCCACUCCACUCCUCCGUUGGAUACCCUGUUCCAGCCAAUGUAGCACAAAACCCACAUCCCCCACUUGCCCAAAUAGCUUCUCCGCCAUCGUUGUCCUUCCCCUUUGCUCCAGAGAAGCCUCCAGUCAUCGAUCCAGCGACUCCACCUUUCGGUUCAACAUUGCCUCCAUGUAAAGCUCCUUCUACCAGUGCCCCAGAACCAGAGACGGCGGGGAUCCAGAAGCUGUGGUGUGUGGCCAAGCCUAGUAUUCCUGCAGCGACACUGCAAGUGGCAAUGGAUUAUGCUUGUGGAGAAGGUGGCGCUGCUUGUGAAGAGAUUCAGCCUAAUGGGAACUGUUACCAUCCUGAUACCGUUGUUGCUCAUGCUUCUUAUGCCUUCAAUAGCUACUGGCAGAAGAACAAGAGGAACGGCGGAGCUUGUAGCUUCGGGGGGACUGCUAUGUUAAUCAAUACUGACCCAAGUUCUCCUCACUGUCGAUUUGUGCUCAGCUAGACACGGAAGUGAAAGCCUCAAGGGAGAUUGGUUCUUGAGGUGGCUUUGUUUUCCUUGGCCUUUUAAUAAGUUCAGUUAAAGAAGAAUUUUUUAGUUUCGACGUCUGUCCUGGAUAUAUACGCUGCUUAUGCUUCAAUAAAAAGAGACUUUGUUUUGCUGUUUCU